AUGGCCAAGCAUGAUAAGCAGGGUUUCUCCGUGCGCGCGCAGUGUCACAUCUGGGUGUGGAACUGGAGGCUCAAGAAGCAGAAGGGGCUGUGCGCAUGGCACGCUACGUCGAGUGGCACGUGGUGGGGCUGGCAUGCGCAGUCCCAGUCCGCGCCGUCCCUGGCCAACAUCGGGGACUACCUCGCGAAGGCGAUCGCUGGUGCUGGGCUCGAUGCCGACCCUGAGGCGAAGCGCUUGGCGACGGAGUGCACCACGUUGGUCACGAACAAGCAGCUGGCGGGCCCUCCUCCCUCCAAGCCCCCGCACGCGCUUCUCAAGGAGGCUACGGCGGAUUGGUCGCGCAAGCAGGUGGCUUUGGAGGCGGCCGCCAAGUGGCUUGAGCAUGGUCGUCUUCAGCUCGAGAAGGCGCGAGCGAAGUUCGACGAGGCGGCGGACGAGGUCUUGGCGGCAGAGCUGCAUCGCGUGGAGGUGCAGGAGACGGCGGCCCCGCCUGAGACGGCCAAGCCCUCGCUGUUCGCCCUGGGCCCUGAUCUGUUUUGGAGUCUGGACGAGCUGGAUGCGUCGGACAAGCAGGCGCCAGAGGCUUUCCAGAAGCAGCUGGGGGACAUCACCCUGCGGGCGGAGGCCAAUCAGGAGGAGAUCCAGGCGCUCCUGGAGCAGGCGCGGUCGGCGCACAAGGAGGCGGCGACCAAGCGCGCGCCCAGCAAGGCCAAGGCCGUCGUGCCGGAGGCUGACCAGAAGACCAUACUCGAGCGCAUCAAGGCCGCCGCCAAGGCCCAGGCGGCAGCUGCCUCUGCUUGCGAGGGCCUGGGCGGCGGCAAGGGCGCUGCGCCUGGCAGAGGUGCACGGCUGCAGGAGUACAUGAUCAGGGGGCUGCGCCCGAGGUCUGAGAGCGGCCUGUCUGGGGGCGAGUGGAUUCUCGCGAAGAAGCACAUUGCGACAUCGAGCUUUGAGAGCGUUCGACAGUCGGCGCGCGCUGCUGGGCGCCAGGAUCCUCACCGCGCUUUCGCGCCGACGGCGAUCCACACCAAGGGCGGCAAACCGGUGCUCAUGGCCGCCUGCCUCCAGCCAGGCUUCGGCGUUCAAGGCUGGCGCAAUGAUGGGUUGGUGGCGCCGGGCGCGUUCGCGCGCGCGCUGGCGGGCCCCUGGCUGGCCGUGGCGGACUGGAACAUGGGGCCCGCGGCCUUCGAGAUCAUUGGGGGCCAAGCUUUGCCGUCUGACCUGCACGAGGGUUUCGAGGAGUUGGGGCCGCCUGUGGAGCCUCCUGCGCCCGUGGCCUCCUUCGCCAUCCCUGAGGGGGUCUGGCUCGGGACGCAGGCGCAGGUGCAGGCCGUGAUCGGAGCUCUACCUUUGGAUGGGACAGUUGAGUGCUUCGGCAAGAAGUCCACAGCAGAGGAGAUCGAUCUAUGGAAGAUUACGGCCGCCGUCUUGCCAUUUGGGAUGUUCCAGAAAGUUUGGCCCCAGAUGCGGUCCGAGAGCUCGGCGUCGCGGAUGCCGGUCGACCCGUCCGCAAUCGCCUGUGCCUUCUCCAUAGGCUCAUUCUGCCUGCUGGCCCGCUCCGCGCCGCCGGCGCCCAUCUGCGGUUGCCAGUGCGACUGCGGGUCUCCUGGCUGGUCCACCGCCCAGCUGCUCGCCGUCGCGGCGGGGCAGCUCGUGACGGGCUGGUUCGCGGCCCGCUGGUGGGCGCCACCGAGGCGCUUCUGGGCCCUGUUCGACGCGUCGGAGGGGGUCUGGCACGAGCGCCUGGUGCUGCGGCGCACCGUCGGGGGCCACGUGGUGCUCACGCCCGACGGCGACGUCUAUGAGGAGCUGCUGGAGGACUACGAGGCUGCUCUGCCUAGUGGUGUGGCUGGCGGCAUCCCGAGCCGGCUCUACGGGCCGAAGAUCUUCCGCUACGCCUUCCGCCCGGGGGACAUCGCUCACGGCAGCGCCUUCCGGCGGAGAGCCGAGGCCUACCUGGCUGGCUGGGCUGGCGCGCCUCCGGCGGCCGAGGGAGGAGGGCGGGUGCCCGCGCCCCUUGCUGACGCUGGCGCGACGUCUGCCCCCGCGCGUGGCGCGCUGGUGCCAGCCGCCGACGUCGACCCAGGCUUCUAUGACCCCGACGCGCUGGUGGCGCACGCCUGCCUCGUGGGCUCCGAGUGGUUUGUCGGCGAGAACCAGGGUCCCCGCCGUCGCGGGGAGAGCAUCACCAUCCGCCCUUCGGACCUCGCAUUCGGCGUCGCGGGCCAGGCCCUGCUGUGCCGGGAGGGAGUCUGGCACCGCCUCUGCCGCGACCCGCCGACGCCGUUGCCAGCUGGCGAGGGCGAGGCGGCCGCGGCGGAGGACCUCCGCACACUGGCUGUCGAGUACAACGUGCGCGGCGAGCGCACGCGCAGCUUCGAGUCAGCUCGCCACCUGCUGCGCGAGGAGGUCCUGGACGACGCCUGGCCCGUGGAGGGCCCGCGCACGGUGCAGUGGCUCAUCGAGGCCUAUGCCCACAGCGGCAUGGCCCCCGUGCCUCGCCAUCACUGGUGGAGACAGGCGCUGGGGGCGACCACGUCGGACCCGGGGAUCGACGAGCACCUCUUCCUCUCGGAGUGCAUCCAGCAUGGGCUGCAGUAUGACCAGCUCAACAUCUGCAACUUGGCCUGCUUCGAGAGCAUGGCCCGCCGCUACCAGCUCUGGGAGGAGCGGUACCAGGAGCGGAUCCGCGCCUCCACGGAGGGAUCGGUGGCGGCGGGCCUCGCGGCUGAGAGGCACUUGUUCCUCGGCGGCGACCGCGCCAAGGGCUACGCCCUCAUCUCGCCCGAGCUGGAGCGCUGGGUGGCGAAGCGCAUGGAGGAGCAGGCCGCCGUGCUCAAGGAGCGCCGCAAGGGCCGUGAGGAACGGGCUCUGGCGGCGGCGGCCACAGGCGGCGGCGGCGGCGGCGGAGCUGGCCAGCCGCUUGGCGCCGACCACAAGAAGAAGCUCAAGGACAACAAGAAGGGCAAGGACUGGCAGACUGGCACCCCGGGCGCUGGCUCGGGGGGGCAGGGCUGUCUUGCGGCAGAUCCCAGGGACCUGCUGCCGCUGCCAGCGCCCACCUCGCCUGUGCUGCGUCAAGGGGAUGCGCUGGGCUUGGGAUGGUUCUCGGCUGGUCUGCAGACCCUCAAUGAGAUGGGAGGGCGCGGUGCUGUUCGACGGCCUGGAGCAGCCUCUGGGCCUCAGACUGACGCGCUGGAGCGGCUUCGCAGCUCCUAUGCCACCGUGCCCAGCUGCCCGUCGGACCUGACCGCCGACUCGGCCACUCGCGCCGUGAUCGGCUCCGAUCCUGGCUAUGGCUUCGAUGACAUGGCCAGCGGGAAGUACGCCUCCUACCAGCGCGGGAAGGUCUCUCUUCCGCGCGUGGCCUCUGGCGCGGUGGAGCUAGCUGCUGCACUACCAGAGGGUCCACGUUCUCUGCUGAUGGGUGAGUCUGGCACUUUGCUGAUGAGAGGCUCCACAUCUUCUUCUUCGUUGGCGAAAUUGGCUUUUGACCGAAGGCUGGCAAGCAAUCCUCGCACUUAUGGGAAGUUUUUGGCUGACCUCCUCGAGCGUGACAUGCUCGAGGUGGGCACUUCGUUUUCACAGGUGGCGCCCUUCUUCGUCUACAAGAAGGAUGGGACCCUCAGGCUGAUCUUCGACACAAGGGCCUCCAACACCGAGUUCGCGGAGCCCGACUACGUCCCCCUGGCUGCGGCGCAGGCCCUCGGCAACAUCGAGCUGCAGGCGGGGGAGCGCCUCUUCGUCGCGCAGGGCGACGUCACGUGCUGCUUCUACCAGUUCUUGCUGCCAGUGCACCUGCGUGAGGCCUUUGGCCUACCGCCUGUGCCCUGGGCCGCACUGCCGCUUGCCGCUCGUCGGCUCGUUGGGGCGCCACCGCCGGACGGCUUGGUGCGCCUGCGCCUGAGAGUGGUGCCGAUGGGCUGGUCAUGGGCGGUCUACUUCAUACAGCAUGCCAUGAUGGAGAUCCUUCGCCCCUGUGCCCCGGCGGACCGCUGGUUGGCCCAGUGCGUGCCUCGCGAGCCCGUCUGCCCUGGCUCGGGGGCCUCUCUCAUCUACAUCGACAACUUCGCGGCACUUGGCACGAGCCCCACGGAGGCGAACGCUCGCCUGGAGCAGAUGCUGGGCGCCGUGGCGGCCGCUGGAGUGGACGCCGCGCCAGAGCCUGCUGGCGCCCCGCUGCUCGGGUUCGAGCUGGGCCCGACGGGCACGCAGUGGCGGCCUACGGCGAGGAAGUUUUGGAAGGUCGCGCUGGCCCUCCGCACGUUGGGCUGGGGCCGUCAGCGCCGCACAGGGCGCCAGAUUGCCCGGGCCGUCGGCCACGCCUCGGCCAUCAUGCUGCUGCGGCCCGAGAUGCUGUCCAUCUUUUCGGCCGUGUACGUCUUCGCCGACCGCUACUUCGGACAGCCGGCGCGCGUGUGGGCCUCAGUUCGGCGCGAGCUUCGAGCUGCCUGGGCGCUGCUGCCGCUCGCCGUCGCCGACAUGAGCCUACCCUGGUCGCCCGCCGUCGCCUCGGUCGACGCCUCGCUGCAUGGCUUCGGCGUCACCGAGAAGGCCUGGCCCCCCGCUGAGGUGGGCCGCGUCGGCCGCGCCUCAGAGCGGGGACGGUACCGUGGGGCGCUGCGCACCUCCCGCCGCCCGCGCUGCCUGGUCGAGGGUGAGGAGGCUGAGCCCUCGCUGAGCGACAUUGUCGACGCCUCGCCCGAGCAGCUGCGUGCGCUGGGGCUGCGCUCCGCCUUCGAGGAGGUGCCGUCGGCCCUGGCGCGCGGGGGCGACUGGGGCGUGGUGGCUGCGCGCCGCUGGAGGCGCAAGGACAAGAUCCUUGCGCUCGAGGCGGAGGCAGCCUUGUGGCAGGUUCGGCGGCUGGCCCGCAGCCGCCUGAGCGCCCAGAAGCGGCACUUAGUUCUGUCGGACUCUAUGGCCUGGGUCCUCACCUCGUGCAAGGGGCGGAGCUCGUCGUGGUACCUGCUGCGGAGGUGCCGCGAGUUUUGUGCCAUGUGCUUGGCCCUUGGAGCACGUGUUUCUUUUCGGUGGAUUCCUUCAGAGUGGAACUCGGCGGACGAGCCCAGCAGGCGCGGCUUCACGGGCCAGCGGGCGCUGCUGGGCUUCGCGAGCAGCUCGCGGCGGGGCGCUCCAAGCGGCGGGCCUUCGCGGGGCCCUUCGCCGCGGGGCUCCCUGGGCCCGAGCCCGCUGCUCUGCAGGGUGCUGGCGCCAGCGGCGAACCUGAGUCCGAGCCGGGCCCCGCCUGCCCCGAGUCGGGUGCUGCGCCCUCUGGUGGCGCCGGAGACGGGGGGCGGCGUGGCUCUCGGGAGGUCGCGGCCAGAGGGCAUUGCUCUGCCUCGCCGCCACGCCUGCCCUGCCAGCCCGCCCCCUCUGCAGCCUGCGCCGGCCUCGGGCCGGCUGCCCUGCCGCACGCUGGCUGCUGCUGGCCCCCUGGGCUUGGCCCGCCACCCUGCGCCGGGCCGCCUGGUCCCCUACCGCGGGGAGUCUGGCUCGGCGCGCCGGCUGCGCCGCGAGACGGCGCGGCGGCGCCCGGGCUCAUCGCUGCGCUCGGCCGCCCGCAGUGCGGAGGAGGCGGAGGAGCUGGGGUUCCACAUCAGCUCCCUGGCUGCCGCAGCCGUGACGACGGCAACGCAGAGCAACUACCUGAACGCCCUGCGCAAGCUGCUGGCGUGGCUGCACGUGCCCAGUGCCCCUCAGCGCCUCCCUGCAAGCGAGUGGGACCUGUUGCUGGAGCAGUACGUGGAGUUCCUGCACGACCGCGGGCUGCCCGAGGGGGAUGCCUCCAGCACGCUGGCCGCAGUGCGCUGGGCGCUGCCCGAGCUGCCGCGCCCGCUGCGCCGGGGCUUGCCGCUGGCGACUGCUGCGGUCACUGGGUGGCGCCGGCUCGAGAAGCCGCUGUCGCGGCCACCAGUCCCUCGGUCGCUGGCUGUGCUGAUGGCCCUGCGACUCUGCUCCGACGGCAAGGCGGACUACGCUUUGUUCCUGCUGUUGACGUUCGAGACGUACAUGCGGCCGAGCGAGGCGCUCAGCCUCGUCGGCCUACAGCUGGUGCCGCCCGUGCCGAACGAGAGGGGGGCCUGCCAGUUCUGGACCAUCCUGAUCCGCGCGAGCGAGCUAGACGUGCUUGGCAAGACCGGCGAGUUCGACACCAGCGUCGCCCUGGACCUGCCGCGCCACCGCCUGCUGGAGUCGGCGCUGCGCCUUCUGAAGGCCAACAGGGGGGAGCGGGAGCGGCUCUUUUUGUCCCACUACAACGACUUCCUCCUGGCCUGGAACAGCUGCCUCCUCGGCUUGGGCCUGGCGCAGCUGAAGGUGACGCCGUACUCCCUGCGUCACGGGGGGGCCUCGGAG
Messenger RNA from Prorocentrum cordatum, 6354 nucleotides. The record is from the annotation of a GenBank genome assembly. NCBI's taxonomy places the organism in Eukaryota, Dinophyceae, Prorocentrales, Prorocentraceae.